Messenger RNA from Ostreobium quekettii, 348 nucleotides. NCBI's taxonomy places the organism in Eukaryota, Viridiplantae, Chlorophyta, Ulvophyceae, Bryopsidales, Ostreobiaceae. The record is from the annotation of a GenBank genome assembly.
AUGCUCUUGGGAACACAUAGCACACAUGACUUUGGGUGUGCCAGGCACGGCGCGAAGACUGUGGCCAUCGGCAUCCCAGAGGGCCGCGUUCAGCUGUCCAGCGAGUCCAUGCAGCGCUACCGCGCCGCCGUGAACACCUGGCUGCAGGACUGGGCCUCCUCGAGCGAGACGUCUGGCCGGGUGCUGUACCUCGACUUCCCAAUCCCGUUCUCGGACGACACAGGAGACUGGGAGGGCGACGGGCUGCACAUGUCCGCGCAGGGGUACCAGAAGCUGGGACGCCUCCUGGGCCCGCUGAUACGCAACUUUGUGGGAUGCUCGGAGAGGGAGCUCGCAGCAGGCUCUUGA